This is a messenger RNA of Podarcis raffonei (Aeolian wall lizard), 2856 nucleotides long. RefSeq names its product MYC associated zinc finger protein (gene MAZ). Gene Ontology annotation, molecular function: DNA-binding transcription activator activity, RNA polymerase II-specific; RNA polymerase II cis-regulatory region sequence-specific DNA binding. Gene Ontology annotation, cellular component: nucleus. The record is from RefSeq and is a predicted model, not a curated record. Bases 193 to 1659 code for a protein of 488 amino acids. The transcript is spliced from 7 exons. Gene Ontology annotation, biological process: regulation of transcription by RNA polymerase II. Lineage: Eukaryota; Metazoa; Chordata; Lepidosauria; Squamata; Lacertidae.
CGCGCAGAGGGGGCCAAUCAGCGUGCGCGCCGAGGUUUCCUCGCGCCGCUGCCUCCUCGCUCUAUCCCCCCUCCCACCUUCACUCCCCCCGCCCGCGCGACGUUGCUGCUGCUCCCCACUCGCUCCCCCCUCCCUUCCCGACCCCCCCUCUCGCCGAGCUGAACCCCCCCUCCCCCGCUCGUUGCCGCCGCCAUGGACCCGAGCAACUGGAGCAGCUUCAUCUUCCAGCAGAGUCAUACACAGAACCCUCUGCAGGUUGGGACCGAAAUCCAGUCCAGAUUUUUUGCUGCUCAGGGCUGCAGUCAAAGCCCCUUCCAGGUGAGCUCUGUCUGGGCACCAAAUGGAGAGCGAUGGACCCCUUUGAAAAACGAUAUCUACUUGAGGCAGCUGCAUCUCAGUGCUGGAGACCAAAAUUUUUUAUACGAAUUGCCUCAACCUCAAAGGCACACUAGGGAUGGCAGAUGGACAGAGAGCUUUGUCCCUCCUGCAUCAGUUAGCUGCAUUUCUCUGACUGCCACCACAACAGCCCCUCCCCAGCAGACAGCCACCCCUGCUGAAUCCCUCCAAGUGGAUCUCCUUCCAGUCUUGGCUGCAGCCCAGGAAACAGCCGCUGCUGCUGCUGUGGUUGCUGCCGCUACUGGCUCCGCACCAUCUGCUUCCACAGUAGACACGGCCGCUUUGAAGCAGCAGCAACCUUCUGCUUCUGAGGGUGGUGGUGGGCAGGUAGCACCAUCCUCUCAAACUACACAAGCCCCAACCUCCCAGGCGGCUUCUGCUACGCAACAGCAAGGUGAUGCCCAGAAGAAGCCCAAGAGCAAAGGUCCCUACAUCUGCUCCCUGUGUGCUAAAGAAUUCAAAAAUGGCUACAACCUGCGGCGCCAUGAAGCCAUUCACACGGGGGCCAAAGCUUCUCGCGCUGGACCCACGACCAUGAAGAUGCCCACCAUGGUCCCCCUCAGCUUGCUUAGUGUUUCCGCCAUCGGUGGCACAACAGCAGCAACACCUGCCCCUGCCGAAGGUGCAGGAAACACAGCAGGGUCAGGAGCAGGGCUGGUGACCACUACAGCAUCAGGCAAACGCAUCCGGAAGAACCAUGCUUGUGAGAUGUGUGGGAAAGCCUUCCGGGACGUCUACCAUCUCAAUCGGCAUAAGUUGUCUCAUUCAGACGAGAAGCCCUACCAGUGUCCUGUCUGCCAGCAGCGAUUCAAGCGGAAGGAUCGCAUGAGCUAUCACGUCCGUUCGCAUGAUGGUGCUGUGCACAAGCCGUACAUCUGCAGCCACUGUGGAAAGAGUUUCUCUCGUCCGGACCAUUUGAACAGCCAUGUGCGGCAAGUCCACUCGACAGAGAGGCCCUUCAAAUGUGAGACAUGUGAAGCAGCCUUUGCCACCAAGGAUCGGCUGCGUGCUCACACAGUCCGUCAUGAGGAGAAGGUGCCAUGUCACGUGUGUGGAAAGAUGCUGAGCGCCGCCUACAUCACGGACCACAUGAAAGUACACAGCCAAGGGCCGAAUCAUGUCUGCGAACUGUGCAACAAAGGUACGGGUGAGGUCUGCCCCCUCGCGGCAGCCGUCUCGGCCCCACCUCCCGCCGCCGUCACGGUGCUGCCCAUGGAGGGAGCUUCGGUUGUGAGCCAAGCCCUCCCCACACAGCCCUGGUGAUUUCUGGGAGUGGGGAGGCAGAAGCCGACCCUCCCAGUCCCAUCCCUCUCCCUCACUGGCAGCUGGAGCCUCCAAGCCCAGAUGAAUAUGCAGUGGCCAUAUUUGGGUGUUUAAUUUAAUGGUGGUUUCAUUCAUUCGCUCCCCUGCCUGUGCUCGUAAAAUAGUGGUGCUGGGAAAGCACCUGCCCAGCCAAAGCAGCAGCUCUUGUUCAGAGGGCCAUGGAAGGGCUGUGUGUGCAUUCAGAGAGCACCCUCGUUUUAUUGACUCCCCUGCUCUAGUCCCCUUAACGUCUAGCCCCACAAGAGUCCCAUAAACCCAUGCAUCCUCUCCUGUCCUUAGCCAAAUAGCUACAGUCUUCGUCACCAUGAGUCUCUUGCUCAUUCCAGCAGUGCUCCCCAUUGCCCCUAAAUCAGCUACACAAAAAGAGUGAGACAAUGGGACAGGAAAGACUUAACAAGCUCAGCUCAGGAACAGAAUGAGGAGGGCUCAAGGAUGGGAUAUCUGUGGGACAAAAUUGUGGGGCAAGAUUGCAGCUGGUGGCGGGGGGAGGCCAGAGUUGGGAAUAGAGUUGUGUUGGUUGAGGGGUUGACAGAACUUGGGAAACCCAAAAAGAAGUUAGAAGGGGGAUGAAAAUCAGGAUUGAGGGGCAUUGUAGGUGCCAGGAGCUCAAGUCUGGGGUGGCAGGGGGCUGCAGUGGGAUGGGAUGGAAAAGGAUUGGAUUUCUCCAUGGCUUCAGUGUGGAGUGCCCUCCAUUCCCCUGCUGAGGAACUGCUCUGAAUUUCCCUCCUUGCCCAAGCACCUCAUUCUUUCAUGGUGUCUGUUUUAAUGCUCCAUUCCCUGAGCUUCUCUCGUGAUUCGUGUUCCAAGCGUGUCAGCCCCCCACACCAAGCAUUGAUGCCCCACCCGCUGAAAACCUUUCUUGUUGCAUGCAGCCCCCACAGUUUGGGGUUAGAGUCCUUGCUUUUUUGUAUUAUAUAUAUUAAAAAAAAAUCCCCUGACAUUUAAAAUAAACUCCCUUUGUGGUUUUUUUUUUGUUUUUGUUUUUUGUUAACACAAAAUGUAAUGAAGCUGUGUCCAUCUAUCCUUUCUCCCUGUUCCCUCCCUCACCCCACAUCUUUCCUUCUCCCAUGCACCCUUUCUGGAUCUGUGUCUCAACAGCAAAAGAUUUUAGUAAAAACAUUGAAGGAAAAAAAUCCA